UCUCUCUCUCUCUCUCUCUCUAUCCCUCUCUCUCUCUCUUCCCCUGCCACCUCAUCCCACCGAUAAAUACAUCUCCGAUUGCUUUCUCCUCCCUCAUACUCCAUCUCAAACAUAAUAAUAAUCUUUCAUCUUUCAUUUCAUUUCGUUUCAUUUUUACCUUCUCUCUAACCACACCGCGUACAUUUAUAUUUAUUUACUUACUUACUCCUAAUCUCUGCUUAGACGUAACCGUUUUUAUCCCGCCCCCACUUCCAUGUUUGAUCGCAUUAACCUUCUCUUCCCAAUCGCCGCCGCCACACUCCGCCGUCACCGCCACGUCACCGCCGCCGAAUUCCCUUUCUCUCCGUCGCGCUCUACUCCAUUCUCCACAUGCAUCCUUUCUGCUGCGUCUCCGCCAUAUCCGACCAGGCCUCUCCGGUGAAACCCUCACCCCCUCCGUUCCCUGACUUCUCCACCAUGCCUCCUCCUCCUCCACCGCCUCCUCCCGCCGCUGCCGUCGCUGUCAGAUCCGAUUCGGCUCCACGCCUCAGCCACUGCCGCAGUCACAGCGCUACUCAGUCCGUGACCAUCAGCGAGCCCGGUCGCGUGAGCCAGCGGGAGCAGCAGCCGGUGGUGGUGGACGUGAAGAUCAACGACCUCGUCGGGAACGGAAUCUCCGGGAUACUUCACAAGUGGGUCAACUACGGCAAGGGAUGGCGACCGCGCUGGUUCGUUCUCCAAGACGGUGUUCUCUCCUACUAUAAGAUUCACGGACCUGAUAAGAUCGUCGUGAAUCCAGAAACCGAGAAAGGCUCCAAGGUUAUCGGCGAAGAAUCCAUGCGGAGGAUCACUCGCAACCGCAAUUCUUCCUUUCCGUAUCAACUCCGGCGAAAACCGUUUGGUGAAAUCCAUCUCAAGGUUUCAACGAUUCGCGAGAGCAAAUCGGAUGAGAAGCGGUUUUCGGUGUUCACCGGAACGAAGAGGCUCCAUUUGCGGGCGGAGACGCGGGAGGAUCGGGUGGCGUGGGUGGAGGCGUUGCAGGCGGUGAAGGACAUGUUCCCUCGGAUUUCGAACAGUGAGUUGAUGGCUCCGGUGGACAACGUGGCCAUUUCAACUGAGAAGUUGAGACUUCGGCUUCUGGAAGAAGGGGUGAGUGAUGCAGCCAUUCAGGACAGUGAGCAAAUAAUGAGGACUGAGUUUGCGGCGUUACAGAACCAACUCGUGCUGCUUAAGCAGAAGCAGUCGAUCCUAAUUGACACCAUGCGGAAUUUAGAGACAGAAAAGGUUGAUCUGGAGAAUACAGUCGUUGAUGAGAGCCAGAGACAGUUGAAUGAUCAAGAGGCUUCCUAUGAAUUAACACCAGAAAAAUUUAGUGAAGGAAGCGGGAGUGAAUCUGAGGACGAUAAUGAGAGAAAUGAUGCUGCAGAUGACGAAACAGAUGAUGACAAUGUCUUCUUUGAUACUCGUGAUAUUCUGUCAACCAGUUCUUUCAAAAGUAACGGGUCUGAUCAUAGAGUAUCAUCUUUCUCUUCAGAUAAUGAAGGGUUCUAUGCAUUUGAGUCCGAGGAGGAUGUAGAUCCUUCAAUUAGAAAUGUCGGAACCAACCACCCUUAUGUUAAGCGGCGUAGAAAAUUGCCAGACCCAGUAGAGAAAGAGAAAGGUGUAAGUCUUUGGUCAAUGAUCAAGGAUAAUAUAGGGAAGGAUCUAACAAAAGUUUGCCUUCCUGUUUAUUUUAAUGAGCCUCUCUCCUCGUUGCAAAAGUGUUUUGAAGAAUUGGAAUAUUCAUAUCUGCUGGACCAAGCAUAUGAAUGGGGAAGAAGGGGUAAUAGUCUCAUGAGGAUUCUCUACGUUGCUGCUUUUGCUAUAUCUGCUUAUGCGUCGACAGAAGGAAGAGCUUGCAAACCAUUUAAUCCAUUACUUGGGGAAACAUACGAGGCUAACUAUCCAGAUAAAGGCCUUCGAUUUUUCUCAGAGAAGGUCAGUCAUCACCCUAUGAUAGUUGCAUGUCACUGUGAGGGUACAGGAUGGAAAUUUUGGGGCGAUAGCAACUUAAAGAGCAAGUUUUGGGGCCGAUCAAUUCAGCUUGACCCUGUUGGUUUUUUGACUUUGGAAUUUGAUGAUGGGGAAGUUUUCCAGUGGAGCAAGGUCACUACGUCAAUAUACAAUCUCAUACUGGGAAAGCUUUACUGUGAUCACUAUGGUACGAUGCGCAUACAGGGAAACCAAGAGUACUCGUGUAAACUGAAAUUCAAAGAACAAUCUAUAAUUGAUCGAAAUCCUCAUCAGGUUCAUGGUAUCGUUGAAGAUAGGAAUGGAAAAACCGUAUCAACUUUGUUUGGAAAAUGGGAUGAAAGCAUGCAUUAUGUUAAUGGAGACUACACUGGGAAGGGGAAAGGUCCUGAAUCUUUGUCAGAUGCCCGUUUACUCUGGAAGCGAAGCAAGCCUCCCACAUUUCCUACUAGAUAUAACUUCACUCGCUUUGCCAUCACAUUAAAUGAACUUACCCCUGGAUUGAAGGAGAAGUUGCCACCUACAGAUUCCAGGCUAAGACCAGACCAAAGGUAUUUGGAAAAUGGGGAGUAUGAGAUGGCAAAUUCAGAAAAGUUGCGACUAGAGCAGCGGCAACGCCAGGCGCGAAAGAUGCAAGAGAGUGGUUGGAAACCACGGUGGUUUGUGAAGGAUAAAGCGAGCGGGACAUACCGCUAUUUAGGAGGGUAUUGGGAGGCCAGAGAUGAAGGAAAAUGGGAUUCCUGUCCUGACAUCUUCGGCCAAAUCCCUUCGGAUCAUCUUCCCAACGAAGUUCGCAGUUAUGGUUAAACACCCGUGAAAAUCAGGUAUGUGUAUGCCAAUCAGAUGCAAAUAUGAGCGAGUAAUAAUGCAAUUCUUUUUCUCUCCAUUGAAAUGAAUCCUCACUAUUUGGUUGGUAAACAACCAUUAUUGUAACUACUACUAUAUUACAUAGGUGACAGGAAUGCGUUAAAUUAUCA
Messenger RNA from Lotus japonicus, 2966 nucleotides. RefSeq names its product oxysterol-binding protein-related protein 1C-like. The record is from RefSeq and is a predicted model, not a curated record. NCBI's taxonomy places the organism in Eukaryota, Viridiplantae, Streptophyta, Magnoliopsida, Fabales, Fabaceae. The transcript is spliced from 11 exons. Gene Ontology annotation, cellular component: cytosol; intracellular membrane-bounded organelle; membrane. The coding region runs from base 370 to 2796 and encodes 808 amino acids. Gene Ontology annotation, molecular function: sterol binding.